AAUCACCAUCAAUCCCAAAAUCUCCAUUCCCAAUUUCAUACAAGAUUAUAUAGCUAGCUUGGUACCCUUCUACCAUAUUCUCUCUCUGACUCUCUCUCUGUGCCCAUCCUCACAUUCAUUCUAUUCAUUCAUUCUUCAGUCAUGGGUAAUGCAGCAACAUCUUGUGCUCCUUCAAUAAUCUGCAGCAAUGGCGUAGAAGUAGUAAAGGUGUUGUUCUCUGAUGGAAGACUUGAAAUCUACACAAGACCUGUCAAAGCAGCCGAGCUCAUGGUAGAGAAUCCGGGCCACUUCAUCUGCGACUCAACCCAUCUCAAGGUCGGCCACCGCAUUCCUGGACUCUCCGCCGACGAGGAGCUUGAGCGCCGCCGCCGCCAACUCUACUUUCUUCUUCCCAUGGAAAUGCUCUACUCAGUCCUCACAAAUGAAGAAUUCACUUCUCUCAGAAACAGAGCUUCUAAGGCAUUGACGAAACAUGGAAGCUUCAACUUUUCAAAGAUCUUCCCAGUUCUUGGUGAUCACUUUUGUAUGUUCCCUUCUGAAGCCAAGACAGAUAUUCAGGCGAGCAAUGUUGAAGAGCCGGUGGAGGCGAGGUAUUCGAGGCAAAGAUCUUGGACUCCUGCCUUGGAGACCAUUGUUGAAUCUCCAACAUGUAUGCGUAGGCUUUGAUGAAUUUUUGUUUUGUUUUGCUUUUUUUUUUCUCUAUUUUCGUGCUAGUUGUUGUUAUGUAUAGUGUGACUUUUGAGAGUUACUUUUAGAACAAUUUUUUAUGGGCUAAACCUUUUGUUUUGUUAUUCAAUAAUGUUAUGGUGAUUAAACUUUGAAUAUCAUUGAAUAUAUCAAUAAUGAUGCAUUGGACAUGAUAUUGAGAAGAUAUUGAGCAAAGGGAUGUUCAGAUUGAGAAUGAUAUUGAGCAAGGGUCAAUUUCGUUCAAAUGUAUUUACCAAAGCAAAUUCAUGGACCAUUUGUUUUAAAGUAA
Molecule: messenger RNA, 976 nt
Organism: Camellia sinensis
Lineage: Eukaryota; Viridiplantae; Streptophyta; Magnoliopsida; Ericales; Theaceae
Source: RefSeq, a predicted model, not a curated record